AUGCUGUCUUUCUCGUCGAGCGUGCCUAUACCGGCCGAGAUCAUUGGAAGUCUGAGUAUCGAUGGGUACCCUCCUUUCCUAGACCGCAUGAUGCAGCCUCCGUUCGAUCUAUUCCGCACGGUACACGACUCGGCUGAACGCUUACUCAAUGCUCUGCUCAGCCUAGGAGGAGGCGUCCUCCCCACUCUGCUCCUGCUCCCGGAACAGCUCGUGCGCUUGCCAAUGGUGCUCUUUCCUUUCUCUGUGGGCGUGCUCCCCGCGAUCUGCACUCGGAACUCCCAGACCGGUAGCUGGGAGAUCCCACCUGAGUCGACGCGCCAGAAUACAAAUCUCAUGAUGAGCACGAUUCUGCUUACAGUGGCAAAGCAGCUCCAGGACGAGUCGCUCGCGCAUACGGUGCUCCCAGGCAUUGAGGGCACCAUGAAAGUCAGUACCUCGCUCAUCACCUUGUUGUAUUACCUCGCGCUAUCUCUGUCGCCGAGUCCGUCGACGUACAAUAACCUGGGGAUUUUGCUGUGUACGCUUUCCUCUGCGCGACCUGUAAGGAAUAUACAAGGCCAGAAGCAGCUGCUCGACGGGCCGACUCUGGCGCGGUUGUACUAUCAAGCCGGCCUGCAGUUGGAACCAACGCAUCCUCAUAUUCUCACCAACUUGGGUUCACUGUUGAAAGAUCAGGGGCAUGUGGACGAGGCCAUCGAGUUGUACAUGAAGGCAGUCCAGCGCAAGCCAGACUUUGACAUCGCUCUUACCAACUUGGGCAAUGCAAUCAAGGAUGUCGGCCGCUCAUGGGACGCAAUCCAAUAUUACCGCCGCGCCGUCGCGCUCAACCCUAACCUUUUCGAAGCGACGUGUGGUCUCCUCAACUCGCUGUGCUCCAUCUGUGACUGGCGCGGGCGCGGUGCGGUACCGCACGAGCUCGGCGUAGACGAUGACGGCGCACUCGUGCCACCAAGCGAGUCGGGAACGCCUGGGUGGAUCACAAAGAUGGUUGACAUCUGUAUGCAGCAGAUCGCGCUGGGGUACACAAUUGUCGGGAUCAUCAACAGGUCUUCGGACGUUGACGGGUGGCUGCAGGCCCUGCAGGCAGUGCAGGGCCGCCCACUGCGCGAGGACGAGAAGGCCCGGUGGCGCGCGAGUCUUGCACGAUAUCAUAGCAACGAGGGCCGAGUGAUGAGCGGUUUGAAUGAAGUGGGGUUCAUCAUUCGUUUCAUUGACUGGGUACAACCGCGGCUGCAGCGCCGAUGGUAUCUCAGGCUGUAUGGAAAGACGCUACGCUCUGAACAGCCUGCAAGCCCGUUGGAGGACUUGAGCGCCCAUUUCCUCCGACCCGUCUUGCCAGCGAAUCUGACCAUUCCACCUGUGCCCUCGGUGCUCCCCUUUCAUACGUUCACGUAUCCGCUCUCGGCGCGUAUAACGCGUUUGAUCGCUCACCGCAAUGCCCUCCGUAUCUCGUACUUGGGCCUCUCGCAAGCGUGGCUUCCCAAACAUGUAUUCCGCCCGCCGUCGCCUCCCUUCAAGGGCAAGCUAAAUAUCGGCUAUGUCUCGAACGAUGUCAAUGACCAUCCUCUCUCUCACCUCAUGCAGUCAGUGUUUGGUCUACACGAUCGCAACUUGUUCAAUGUCUACUUGUACACCACCAGCCCCUGGGAUGGUUCUGAUUACCGCCCGAGGAUCGCUAAUAAGGUUGAGAACUUCGUGGACGUGUCUACGUGGUCGGCGCAUGCGAUUGCGGAGCAUAUUCUGGCGCAAAACAUCCACAUCCGAUGGUGCGAUUAUCUCGUCGGCUGCGAAACAUCUUGUCCUCCGUCCAUGAGUGUAAUGGACUUAUGGCGUCGAGGUCGUCGCGGAGAACAAGACCAAGCGCGUGUCGCCUUUGACUUCGAUGCCGACCCUGAGUCAUCUUCCGAAGAUUGGAUAUAUACGGAGAAGCUCAUUUACAUUCCUCAUUCGUUCAUGGUCACCGAUCAUCGGCAGUCCUUCCGCAAGGACGAGAACUUGACAUAUGAAGAGCGACUGAAGAUUCAUCCUGAUCAGCUAUGGUACGAGGAAGAGCGGAGAAGAUCACGGAUGAGACGAGCUCUUUUCCCCGACAUUCCCCAGGAUACUGUGAUAUUUGCCAAUUUCAGUCAGGUGAGCCCGUGGCAGGCCUCAUACAGCGCAAUCUUUGCUGUCUGGCUUGACAUUCUCACGAAGGUGCCGAGGAGUAUCCUAUGGCUUCUCCGAUUUCCCUCCGCGGGAGAAGAACAUCUCCUACGUACAGCAAGAGCAUGGGCAGGAGAAGACGUUGCAUCGCGCGUUCGCUUCACAAGUAUUGCCAAAAAGGAAGACCACGUCUACCGCUCGAGAGUGGCUGAUCUUUUCCUCGAUACUAUCGAGUGCAAUGCACACACAAUCGCGGCCGAUGUCCUAUGGACUGGCACGCCCAUCCUGACAUGCCCGAAACAUGCCCACAAGAUGUGCUCUCGAGUGGCUGCCAGUAUGGCGACCGCUACCACGUUUGGCGAUCUGAUGAUAGUGCAUUCCAUGGAGGAAUACAGGGAGCGUGCCAUUGAUCUCGCGCAAAGUGUGCGAUACAUGGCUGUUCAUGACACCCCUGGCGAAGUCGUAUACAGGGGGCAGGGCACGCUCAUCAAUCUGCGUCGGAACAUUUUCCUCAAUAGGGACAACCUACCUCUCUUCGACACCGAGAGAUGGACGCGGAAUCUGGAGAAAGGCCUUCAGGAGGCCUGGAGGCGUUGGGUUGAAGGCACGCAAUACGAGAUGUCUGACGACGGGUGCAUCUGGGUCCACGACGAUAAACCCGUCAGCGUGAUAACUUACGCAUAA
Messenger RNA from Postia placenta MAD-698-R-SB12, 2826 nucleotides. RefSeq names its product glycosyltransferase family 41 protein. Gene Ontology annotation, molecular function: glycosyltransferase activity; protein binding. The record is from RefSeq and is a predicted model, not a curated record. The coding region runs from base 1 to 2826 and encodes 941 amino acids. Lineage: Eukaryota; Fungi; Basidiomycota; Agaricomycetes; Polyporales; Adustoporiaceae. The transcript is spliced from 13 exons. Gene Ontology annotation, biological process: protein O-linked glycosylation.